AUGAAGACCUCCAAAUCUCAUGAAAACAUAGUAAAUGAGACGACGCCUCUCGUACUUGCAAAGGGCUCGAAGAAACCUAAAACGCCCCUUCCAAAAUUCCAGAUAGCCUUACUUUUAACGCUGCAACUUUCGGAACCCAUCGCCUCGACAUCUAUAUUCCCGUACAUUAACCAGCUGAUAAGAGAACUUGGAAUCACUGGGGGCGGCGACGCGGCUGUAGGAUAUUAUGCUGGAAUCAUUGAAUCUCUGUUUUUUGUCGCGCAGGCACUGACGGUGCUGGAGUGGGCUCGGCUGUCUGACCGUAUUGGGCGCAAGCCGGUGUUGAUAAUUGGAUUCUCAGGUGCUUGCAUUUCGAUACUGUGUUUCGGCCUCUCAACAACAUUUUGGGGUCUUGUCAUUAGCCGCUGCAUCUGCGGUUUUCUGAAUGGAAACGUUGUAGUGAUGAAGACCAUGGUGGGAGAAUUGACGGACUCCACGAAUAUGGCCCAGGCAUCUGCCUUGGUCCCGGUCGUCUGGUGCAUCGGAGGCUUUAUUGGUCCUUUGAUAGGAGGAACACUCGCGCGUCCACAGGAUCAUUGGCCGGCAUUAUUCUCCAGUCCGUUCUGGAGAAAUUACCCAUACUUUCUGCCUUGUGCAGUGGCAGCCUGCCUGUUCGUCCUGGCCCUUGUCAUGUUGACAAUUUUCUUAGAAGAAACAUUACCAACAAAACGUCGGCCAAAGUUCACUUCAACUACAGUUAGCGUUUCAAGUAGCCCCGACAGUGAAUCACUCGUCAAAAAAUCGACGACAACCGUGCCCUUGCGAUCCCUCCUUACGUCUUCAGUCAUGAUUCCGAUGGCAAACUUCGCCAUGCUCGCUCUCCUUGACAUUUCUUUCAGGGCUCUUCAGCCGCUGUUUUUUUCGACUCCUACUUAUCUUGGCGGUCUUGGAUUUGAUCCUGCUACUAUUGGCUCGUGGAUGGCGUUGUUUGGGAUCGUCGAUGGUGUCUCUCAGGGCUUAUUUUUCGCCAGAAUCGUCGGUUGGAUUGGUCCAAAACGUUUAUUCUGUAUCUCAGUUUUGUGCUACGCAGUACUCAUGGCUAUGUUCCCAAUCAUGUCAUGGAUUGUACGCACAAGGGGGGAAGUCGAUCAUGCAAUCACGUUUGCCUUGCUUUGCCAAGUAGUUAUGUUAACCACAUGGCAUACGACAUAUGGUAUUAUUUUCAUGUUUAUGACAGCCUCUGCUCCUACAAAUGAUGCACUUGGCACUAUCAAUGGCCUCGGCCAAACCUGUGUGUCGGUAGCUCGCGCCGUUGGUCCCGCGUUGGCGACUUCGCUCUUUGCUGCAUCGAAGCAAUACAACCUUUUAGGAGGAAAUGCAGUCUUUGUCGUGAUAAUCAUGAUGGCCGGUGGAAUGAGAUGGCUGGCGUCGCACUUGCCGGAUGAAGUACGAGACAGGAAUGAGUGA
Messenger RNA from Suillus bovinus, 1446 nucleotides. Its product is annotated as MFS general substrate transporter. The coding region runs from base 1 to 1446 and encodes 481 amino acids. Gene Ontology annotation, biological process: transmembrane transport. The record is from RefSeq and is a predicted model, not a curated record. Gene Ontology annotation, molecular function: transmembrane transporter activity. The transcript is spliced from 7 exons. Lineage: Eukaryota; Fungi; Basidiomycota; Agaricomycetes; Boletales; Suillaceae.